UUUCCCCACAUCAUCGGCGCCACCUACUUCAGUGGUUUCUCUUAAAAAUAGUAUCAUAAUCAUUUAUACUUGUGAUUGGGGUGUACGAUAUCUACGUAAUCAAUGACGGAGGGCGCGUGACCGGACGCCUGCACCUGCUUUGUAUUUUUCAACAUGGCCUCGUACUUUCGGCUGGGUGCAGUGGUACUGUGUUCUGCAGUUUUAGCUACUGCCGUUAUACGGGAGAAUUUUAAAACAUGUGAACAAAGUAGCUUUUGCCGGCGUUGCCGCAAAGUUGAACCAGGAAAGACGCCUUACAAACUCCUGCCAGAUACGGUCUCAAAAACCGAACAUGCUCUUAAUGUCGAUUUGUUUAAUAAGGAUACAGGAGUCACAUAUGUGGUACAACUAUCUGCACUACAGGAUAACACAUUCAGACUCCAUAUUAAUGAGAAGAAUCCUUUGCAUCCCAGAUAUGAAGUAGAAUAUGCAUUACAAGGUCAGCCACGGCUGACAAAAUUGAACUCGGUUACGCAGACUGCAGAAAGCAUAACUGUUACAAGUGGAUCAAAUAAAGCUGUCUUGCUUAUUGAUCCUUUCAGGGUUGAUUUAUACUCUCAAGACAUACUUGUAGUAUCUGCAAAUGCUCGGGGCCUUAUGAGAUUUGAACACAUUCGAACAAAGCCAGAACCGAAACCAGAGCAAGUAGAAGGGGCAGAAAAUAUUGAAACACCAACACCGGCGUAUCCAGGAGAUGGAGCAGAAAAUGAUCCAGGAGCGUGGGAAGAGAACUUCAAAUCUCACCAAGAUUCAAAACCAUUUGGGCCAGAAGCCAUAGCACUUGACUUCACCUUUCCCGGAGCAGAACAUGCUUAUGGCAUUCCAGAACAUGCUGACACUUUUGCACUGAAAUCCACAAAGCAAACAGACCCAUAUCGAUUAUACAAUUUAGAUGUCUUUGAAUACGAAGUCAAUGAGCGCAUGGCUUUAUAUGGUGCUGUUCCUGUUCUUUAUGCUCAUGGUAAGGAUAGGACAACGGGCAUCUUUUGGCAUAAUUCUGCUGAAAGUUGGGUUGACAUUCUCACAAGUGCAGAUAAUAAUGUCGUUGAAAGUAUCGUAAGUCUUGUAGCUGGAGCAAAGAAGCCUCAAGUAGAUGCUCAUUUUAUAUCUGAAUCUGGGGUCAUCGAUGUAUUCUUUUUACUUGGUCCUAAACCUCUGGAUACGUUCAGACAAUAUACUGUUCUAACAGGAGUUGCACCUUUGCCACAGAUAUUCUCCUUGGGAUACCAUCAGUCUCGUUGGAACUACAAUGAUCAAGAUGACGUGGCACAAACUGCAGAGAAUUUCGACAGAUACGAUAUGCCACUGGAUGUUAUGUGGUUGGACAUUGAAUACACCGACAGUAAAAGGUAUUUUACCUGGGAUGAACGCAAAUUCCCAAAUCCUCUUGAAAUGAUCCAGAAUCUAACGGCAAAGGGCAGAAAACUAGUGGUUAUUAUUGAUCCGCAUAUCAAACGAGACACUGGAUAUUUCUUACAUAAUGAUGCAACGAGUCUAGGAUAUUAUGUUAAACACAAAGAUGGAAAGGAUUACGAGGGAUGGUGUUGGCCGGGUGCCGCUUCAUACCCGGACUUCUUCAACCCAAAAGUACGCGAGUAUUUUAUGGAUCUUUAUUCUCUCGAGAAGUUCCACGGUACCACGAACGACGUGUACAUCUGGAACGAUAUGAACGAACCAAGUGUAUUUAAUGGGCCUGAAAUAUCAAUGCUGAAGGAUUUAGUCCAUUAUGGCGGUUGGGAACAUCGUGACGUUCAUAACAUUUACGGGUUGGCGUACACGAUGUCUACCUAUGAUGCUUUAUUCCGACGAUCUGGAGGUUCUCUCCGUCCGUUUGUUCUCACAAGGGCACACUUUGCGGGGUCGCAACGAUUUGCGGCAGUAUGGACGGGAGAUAACACUGCUGAGUGGGAUCACCUUCGUAUAUCUUAUCCCAUGUGUCUGUCUCUCGCCGUAGCGGGAAUCUCCUUCUGUGGAUCCGAUGUUGGGGGAUUUUUCAAGAAUCCCGACCACGAGCUGUUUGUCCGAUGGUACCAAGCUGGCGCCUGGCUCCCCUUCUUCCGGCAACAUUCCCACAUUGAAACAAAACGGCGAGAACCGUGGACUUUCAAUGAAGAAACCAUUCAGAUUGUACGAGAGGCAUUGCGUAUGAGAUAUUCCUAUUUACCUCUAUGGUACACAUUAUUCCGAGAACAUGAAGUGAACGGUACGCCUGUGAUAAGACCGCUUUGGGCGCAUUAUCCUACCGAGACUCAGACAUUUACCAUCGAUACUCAACUUUUGGUUGGAGAUUCCGUUCUCGUUUGCCCAGUAUUUAGUCCUUCCGUUACUGAAAUAUCAGUGUACUUCCCUGGAGAAAGAAAGGUUGCUUGGUAUGACAUCGAUACUAUGCAAAAAUACCAGGUAUCCGGUUCAACGAACAUUCCAGUCACUCUCUACAAAAUACCUACGUUCCAAAGAGAAGGCUCGAUCGUUCCUCGCAAGAUGAGAAUUCGACGAAGCACCGUCGCAAUGAAAGAUGAUCCUCAUACUCUAAUAGUCAUUGCUGAUGAUAAAAGAAAAGCCAGUGGAACUCUAUAUAUCGAUGAUGAAGUCAGCUUUGAGUAUCGCCAUGGAAAGUACUUGUAUUUGAACCUGACCCUGGACGGAAAUAAACUAACCUCGACGCUUAUAGACAAAUUAGCUACGUAUGAGACGAAGAGCUGGCUUGAACGAGUAGACAUUGCAAACCCGCCACCAGGUGUCAAGUCUGCCAAUAUAAUCACACGAAACCAUGGUAAAGUAACUUUGGAAACCAAAUACAACCCCAAUAAUAAUGUACUGACAGUGCGUAAGCCUGGUGUAAAUAUGGGAGAAGAAUGGACGAUUGAGUUGAUUCAUUAAUUGCUUAAUCUGGUGUGCAAUUGCAACAUCCUCGCGGUAACACUCUGUUGUUCAUACUCAUUUGAGUUUUCAGCUAUCUGUGAUCCGGAACAGUUAUACGAUAAAGUCAGCAGGUAAAGUAACAUAGUUAACAUGUAGGAGACAUGCAUGGAUUCCUUCGAAAGAAAACUCAGGAUAUAUAUAUCAGACUUUUAAACUGUGCUUAGUAUAUUCGAGCAGUGUAAGUUCGAAGAUAUUUAUGUAGACGUGAUCCAAUGUAACACAUUUUUAUAUUCGUACCUACUCAUAGCAGUGAAUAGUUUAGCAAUAAAUAUGUUACGUUUAAACAUUAAAA
Orussus abietinus is the source of this 3253-nucleotide messenger RNA. It is a transcript of the gene GCS2alpha, whose product is annotated as neutral alpha-glucosidase AB. The transcript has 7 exons. Gene Ontology annotation, biological process: carbohydrate metabolic process; N-glycan processing. Bases 154 to 2919 code for a protein of 921 amino acids. NCBI's taxonomy places the organism in Eukaryota, Metazoa, Arthropoda, Insecta, Hymenoptera, Orussidae. Gene Ontology annotation, molecular function: carbohydrate binding; alpha-glucosidase activity. The record is from RefSeq and is a predicted model, not a curated record.